AUGGCUGCAUUACUGAAAAAAAGAGCAUUAGCUGAAUAUAACAAAUCUUUUCAAUUUCAAGAGUCAGAUGUAGAAGAGGCUAUUAAAAAGCUGUCAGAGCAUUUCCAGUCUGAGGAGGAAUCUGUUGUUAGAGUAAAAAUUUUGUGGUUGUUUUGUGACAUUGGAUUGGAAUGUCCAGGUGCCAAUUUGAACAAUUUGAUAGAAGAGACAAUACAUUUGAUUAAAAAUGAAACUUCUCAUAAGGUUAUAGCACAGGGUGUUGCAACAUUGUUAAAGUUGGGCACAAAAUUGAGUGAUGACAAGAUUUUGAUGAUGCGUUUGGUGAAUGUGGCAAAAGACAAUCUUAAAGACACAAGUCACUCAGUGAAAUGUAGAUGUCUGCAGCUAAUUAGUGAACUGUACCCGAUAUACCCAGAGUCAGAUAGAACACAGGAGAUGACUCUGGAAGCGGAUGUUAUUGUCAAAUUACUGGGAGAUUAUUCCAAUGCUGAGGAUGCAAGAGUUAGAUGUGAAGCAUUUCAAUCACUUCUUACAUUACAUGAGAGAGGCCAGACCCUGAAUGCGUCUUUGUAUGAACAUGUAUGUGAAUCACUAUCAGAUGAUUAUGAAAUUGUCAGAGAAGUGGCACUGAGGCUUGUUUGGCUCCUAGGAAACAAAUAUCCGGAGAAUUCAGUAACGUUGCCCGAUGGCGAUACGACGAUUCGAAUGGUGGACGACGCUUUCAUACGCAUCUGUUCCGCCGUGAACGACCUGUGCAUGCAAGUGCGGGCGCUGGCAUGUUCGCUGCUAGGUAGCACUCGUGCGGUAUCCGAUCGAUUCCUGCUGCAGACCCUCGACAAGCAGCUAAUGAGCAACAUGAAGAAGAAGCGCACGGCGCACGAGAGGGGGGCGGAGUUGGUGCGCAGCGGCGCGUGGGCGAGCGGCCGCCGGUGGGCGGACGACGCGCCCGGCCAGCUGGUCGAGCAGGACAGCGUGCAGCUGCUGCCCGGCGGGGCGGCGGGCGCCUUCGUCCACGGCCUGGAGGACGAGCUCAUGGAGGUCCGAACGGCGGCGGUGGACGCCGUGUGCCAGCUCUCGCUGGAGAACGCCACCUUCGCGACCACAUCGCUGGACUUCCUUGUCGACAUGUUCAACGACGAGAUCGAGGACGUGAGGCUGAGGGCGAUCGACAGCCUAACGAAGAUAUCGCACCACAUCAUACUGAGGGAGGACCAGUUGGAGAUCAUACUGGGAGCGCUCGAGGACUACUCGAUGGAUGUCCGUGAAGGGUUGCACAGGAUGCUGGGCUCCUGCACGGUAGCAUCAAAGACGUGCCUCGAGAUGUGUAUCGAUAAAAUUUUAGAGAAUCUCAAGAGAUAUCCGCAGGACAAAAGGUCUACAUUCCGUUGCGUGCAGCGUAUGGGCAGCUCCCACGCGUCGUUGGUGCUGCCUCUGACCACCCGCCUGCUGGCCGUCCAUCCCUUCUUCGAUAUGCCCGAGCCCGACGUGGAGGACCCUGCCUAUAUGUGCAUACUGAUUCUGGUGCUGAACGCCGCUCAGCACUGCAACACGAUGCUGCCACUCUUCGAGGAGCAUACGAUCAAGCAUUACACUUACCUAAGGGACACCAUGCCUCAAUUGGUGCCGCACCUGCCCAUCGGCGAGUCCCAGUUCUCGCGCACGGAGCGAAGCGAGGCGGCCAUAGACGAUAGCGCAGUGAGACGCUUCUUCGACACGGUGCUCCAGCACAUCGACAACGUAACACUGUCGUCGAACGUGCGACUAAACAUGCUUCGCUCGGCCGAGGAACAGCUGAACAAGCUGUCCGAGAUGGAGCCGCUGGUGUCGGGCGCGGCCAUCUUCACGGCGCUGUUCGCGCGCUGCGUUCUCUCGCUGCACGACGCGCUGCUCGACGCGAACGGCCCGCCGCCCCACGCCCUCGCACAGCUCACCACCGAUUGCCUCCGUCUCCAGCACCAGUUCAGCGCGGUCACAGAGCAGGAGAGCGCGUGCGUGGGCCAGCUGGCGCUGCGCGUGGCGGCCGCGCGUCUGUGCGCGCCCGACGCGGUCGCCGCCGCCACCGCCUCGACCACGACCACCGGCGCGACCACGACCACGACCACGGCCACGACCAACACGACCACCGCCGCCAUGUCCGCCGCGGCGGCGCUCACGCACCACGCGGAAAUGCUGGAUCGCCUGCUCGUGUCCGCUGGCGUGGAGCCGGACCCGUUCACGAUCGCGGUGUUCCAGCAGCUGUCGGCGGCCGGCGACCACAAGCCGGCGGUGCUGGCGCGCGCCCUCGUUCCGCUGCUGCAGGCCGCGCCGCUGCCCCUCAUACCGAAGCCCAACCUCAAGAUCCGCAUGUGCACGGCGACAAUACUCGAGCCGGCAACCGACAACGACACGGUGCUGCGCUUCAGCGCGGGCCUGAUCGCGGGCGUCGCCCUCGAGGCGGAGGUGCUGCGUGUGCGCGACCCGGCCGCGGUGCGCGUGCGCGUCGCCUACCCGGACCGGCGGGUGCACGCGCUGGUGCCGCAGCGCGACCACCUGCGGCCCCUCGACCACCUGGACAACAACGACGACGGCACGCAGAACGUGCGGCUGCUGACAAAGGUGCUAAUAUCGCACGGCGUUUGGACCGAGCCGUGCGGCGUUGACAUAUCGAUCUGCCUCGCCGUUGAGGAGACCGGCGGCAGGGAAGUGGCCCCGCUAGUCGAGCUCUGCCGCCCGGUGCGCGUCACCGUCGCGCCGAAACCGAUCAAGAGGGGCAUA
Iphiclides podalirius (scarce swallowtail) is the source of this 2754-nucleotide messenger RNA. NCBI's taxonomy places the organism in Eukaryota, Metazoa, Arthropoda, Insecta, Lepidoptera, Papilionidae. The record is from the annotation of a GenBank genome assembly.